Messenger RNA from Equus quagga, 967 nucleotides. It is a transcript of the gene CIMIP2A, whose product is annotated as family with sequence similarity 166 member A. The record is from RefSeq and is a predicted model, not a curated record. Bases 1 to 963 code for a protein of 320 amino acids. NCBI's taxonomy places the organism in Eukaryota, Metazoa, Chordata, Mammalia, Perissodactyla, Equidae. The transcript has 7 exons.
AUGACAGCUACUCAGAAACACAAUCUCUUCACGCCAGAACCUCACUAUAUCCCUGGCUAUGCUGGCUUCUACCCUCAGCUGCGCUACCAGGUGGGGAACACCUAUGGGCGCACCACAGCGCAGCUGCUCACAGACCCCAGCGUGCGCAAGAGCCCCUGCUCCGUGCUGUCCCCCACAUCCAAGUCCAAGUUCAUCGAGGACUUCAGCAAGUCCAAGCCACCUUGGAUCCCCUGCCGCGACCUGAUUGAGCCCCACAUCCCCCACUACACUGGUCUGAAGCCCUACAAGAACUUUGAGAUCCUGGGUCGAUUCCCACCCCAGGAGGCGGACACCCAGGGGCCACCUGGGGUACAGAACGCAUCCGCGCAGGUCCAGCUGCCUGCAGGCUUCAUGCCCUAUCCCUGCUACCUUCCACGCUCACCAGGCAGGAAGGGGGACUCCAGGGACUUUGGACACCCGGGCCUGCGGCUGGCCUAUGGGGAAGAGGGCUGGAAGAGCACCAUCCCUGACCACGAAGCCCCUGGGUGGCACCAGCUGUACCACUACAGGAGGGACGAGUGCCCGCCCCCAGCCCGCCAGCAGGAGACACUAGAUGUGGGCAGGUUCCACAGGCUGCCCCAGCUGGAUCACCCCAAACUGAUCCAACGCAAGGCCAUCUCAGGCUAUGCUGGCUUUGUCCCCCGGUUUGCCUGGGUGUUGGGGAUGAAUUACCGCAAUGGGGUCACACAGGCUAUGGACGAGUUUGACAAGAACCAGUUCCUGUUCAGAAAUCCCAUCUGUGCCCUGGGUGAGCGGUUGCCCAGGACACACUGGCCCAGCAACACCAUCUACAGCAGCCAAGGCCUCAUACCUUUCUACAUGGGCUUCAUACCAUCCAUGCAGAACAACUUUGCGCUGACGUUUGGGAACAGUACCCGUAAGGCCUAUCAGAAGGAAAUGAAGAGGCGAAAACAGACACUAUGAAAAC